GAUUGUUCCUCAGUGCGUGGUAACUCGGGAAUGAUGAGACUCCAAAUCCUGCUCCUUCCAUUCCUCCAAGUGACACUAGUUCAAUCCCUCAGCGAAGUCUCAGGUUAUGUUGGGGAAAACAUUACCUUAACGUCAGGAGCUGACCCAUCAUGGGAACUUGCUACAAUUGACUGGUCAGUAUUCCCAAACGAUACUUGGAUUGCCACCUAUCGCAGUGGGAAGGCAAAUAUUGAACGACUCCAUCAGUACACAGGGAGACUCAGUCUCAACAUCUCCUCAGGUGACUUGACGAUUUAUAAUUUGACCCCAGAGGAUGCCAUGGAAUACACUGUAGACCUCUUAAACUCUAAAGCACAGGACAAAGUAAACAAGAUCAAGCUGACAGUGAGACAACACCUCCAGAGACCAACCAUACAGACUGUCACCAGUACAUCUGCAGAAGGAGGCUGUUGGAUCGGCCUGCAUUGUUCUUCAACAGAUCAAGGUGUUGGCUUCUCCUGGCAGAUUAAUCCUCCCAGUGUGACUGUUUUCAGAAUGAGUAAUCCUGAUGGAAACUCUGCAGCUCUUUUAGCAUUUCUCAACACCACACAUAACCCAGUCCAAUUCACCUGCACCUCCAGCGGGCAGAUGGAGAGCACCUCAAGUGUCGUCACUCAUAACUGUGAUGAUGACAAGCCUCAGCCUCCUGAACCUAAGCUACUUCCUCAGCUCAGAUGUAGAUAUGUUUGGGUUUUUUUCAUAGGAUGCUUUCUGGGAAUUUCACUUACAGCAAUUACUUUUUACAUUUUUGAAGUGACACUAGUUCAAUCCCUCAGCGAAGUCUCAGGGUAUGUUGGGGAAAAUGUUACCUUACCAUCAGGAGCUGACCCAUCAUGGGAACUUGCUACAAUUGACUGGUCAGUAUUCCCAAACAACACUUGGAUUGCCACCUGUCGCAGUGGGAAGGCAAAUAUUGAACGACUCCAUCAGUACACAGGGAGACUCAGUCUCAACAUCUCCUCAGGUGACUUGACGAUUUAUAAUUUGACCCCAGAGGAUGCCAUGGAAUACACUGUAGACCUCUUAAACUCUAAAGCACAGGACAAAGUAAACAAGAUCAAGCUGACAGUGAGACGUAAGUACUAG
Micropterus dolomieu (smallmouth bass) is the source of this 1125-nucleotide messenger RNA. Its product is annotated as CD48 antigen. The transcript has 7 exons. Bases 31 to 1125 code for a protein of 364 amino acids. Lineage: Eukaryota; Metazoa; Chordata; Actinopteri; Centrarchiformes; Centrarchidae. The record is from RefSeq and is a predicted model, not a curated record.